Molecule: messenger RNA, 1078 nt
Organism: Peromyscus maniculatus bairdii (prairie deer mouse)
Lineage: Eukaryota; Metazoa; Chordata; Mammalia; Rodentia; Cricetidae
Source: RefSeq, a predicted model, not a curated record
UCUUGUGGCUCAUGUUCUUGCCUCGUUUUCUGUGUUUGAUUUUAUCAGAUUUGUUGUAUACUGACCACCAGGAAUGAGAAACAGAACAUCAGUGACAUACUUCAUCCUCCUGGGUCUGACAGAUGAUCCUGAGCUUCAGGUUGUGAUUUUCUUUUUUCUGUUUCUCACAUAUGUGCUGAGCAUUACUGGAAAUUUAACCAUCAUCAUACUCACUCUGCUGGAUUCCCACCUGAAGACCCCCAUGUAUUUCUUCCUCAGGAAUUUCUCCUUCUUGGAAAUUUCAUUUACUUCUGUCUGUAACCCUAGGUUUUUGGUCAGCAUCCUAACUGGAGACAAAUCAAUCUCCUAUAAUGCUUGUGUUGCUCAACUAUUUUUCUUGAUUUUUCUUGGCUCAACAGAGUUUUUCCUUCUGGCAUCCAUGUCCUAUGAUCGCUAUGUGGCUAUCUGCAAGCCACUCCACUAUACAACCAUCAUCAGUAAAAAGAUCUGCCACCAGCUCAUCAUCAGCUCCUGGCUGGCUGGGUUCCUGGUAAUUUUUCCACCAUUGGCCAUGGGAUUAGAGCUAGAUUUCUGUGACUCCAACAUUAUUGACCACUUCACAUGUGACUCUGCUCCUUUGCUCCAAAUCUCCUGCACAGACACACGCACUCUAGAGCUCAUGAGCUUUAUAUUGGCUUUGAUCACGCUUAUGACUACGCUGACGUUGAUAAUUGUCUCUUAUAUCUAUAUCCUCAUAACUAUUCUGAAAUUUCCUUCAAGCAAACAAAGGAAAAGGGCCUUCUCAACCUGCUCCUCACACAUGAUUGUUAUCUCCAUAUCCUAUGGAAGCUGCAUCUUCAUGUAUGUAAAAACAUCUGCCAAGGCUGGAGUUGCCUUGACAAAGGGUGUGGCUAUGCUCAACACCUCUGUUGCUCCCAUGCUGAAUCCUUUUAUCUACACUUUAAGGAACCAGCAGGUGAAACAAGCCUUUAAGGAUCUUAUGAGAAAGGUAUUUGCCUCAAAAACGCUGAUGUGAUAUAGAUUACAAAUGAAACAUGGGACAACUUCAGCCAUAAAACUAAUGAGCAUGUCCUUGUUC